This is a messenger RNA of Megalops cyprinoides (Indo-Pacific tarpon), 1120 nucleotides long. Its product is annotated as hydroxyacyl-thioester dehydratase type 2, mitochondrial-like. The record is from RefSeq and is a predicted model, not a curated record. Bases 448 to 951 code for a protein of 167 amino acids. The transcript is spliced from 4 exons. Lineage: Eukaryota; Metazoa; Chordata; Actinopteri; Elopiformes; Megalopidae.
GGCGUUGGUUGGUUUGCCACUGGUCUUCCGUGGAGGGUAAUCGCGCCAUGUAUUUGUUGAGUAUUUUAUUAUAUUUUCUGGUACUAAAACCUCUGGAGCUGUUAUUGUCCGGCUGUGGCGGAGACGGUGUUAAUCUAGCGGCCUUUGAGCUCCGCAGCAGGCGUCUGUGCACAAAAAGCUGUUCUGUCGUUUCCAGAGAAUGGCAGAAUGAAGACGACGGACUCCACAUAGCCCACUCCACACGAGUGAUCAACGCGGCCCACACUGAGACCGGCGAUCCCCAAGUCGGAAAUACACAACAGGAACGGUUUUUGCUGUUGAUGCUGUAAUUUAAGAGGUGGGCACAGUGUGGAGACCUGCGAGCAACAGCUGUGUGCUGGAGCUGGAUUAAUCUGCCUCUGGAACAGCAGAGGGGGGGUGGCAGGACCUACAUCACGCUAAAACCAGAUGGCCUUCUUCUGGAGAGGACAGGCCUUGUGCCGGCAGAUCAGGGACGCGUGCUGGGCGGUCGCCGCGGCAACGGCGGUACAGCGGGGUGUGCAGCGGCGGCAGCUGCACGUUGGGGAGCGGGCCACGCUGUCCAAGGCCUUCAGCUCCAGAGACGUGGCCGUGUUCGCCGAGCUGACGGGGGACGCCAACCCCAUCCACCUGGACCCCGCCUACGCCCGCACCACCUCCUUCGAGAGCCCCAUCGUUCACGGGGUGCUGAUUAACGGGCUUAUCUCGGCCGUCCUCGGCACCAAGAUGCCCGGCAGCGGCUGCAUAUUCCUCUACCAGGAGAUCCGCUUCCCCGCGCCGCUCUACGUGGGUGAGGAGGUGCUGGCCGAGGCAGAGGUGAAAAAGAUCAAAAUGUCCUUCGCCCUGAUCUCUGUGUCCUGCUCAGUGAAGGACAAAGUGGUGAUGGAAGGAGAGGUCAUGGUGAUGAUGCCAGAGGCCCGAAAGAGACAGUGAAAGGAACCAUGAGGAGCCAUGACCUUGGCAGCACUGCCAUCCUGCGGAACUUUUUCAUUUAUUUGCUUGGAUUUUGUUCUAAAAAAAUCACAGUACAGCCCACGUACAUAGAUGCACGUCCAUCUAUGAAAUGCCUUCACUGGGUUUGUAAUAAACCAUAAUCGUUGUU